UAAGACACAGUUAGAUGUUACAGUGUGGAGUGUGUGGAUUUCAGAAAUGUUUAAAAGACAUCUGGACAAAAAAAAAGCCGUAGUUGGGUCUCAUGAGGAUAAAUAAACGAAACGUGUGAGCAUCUGCGAGUUUCACCGGACGUCUCAUGCGUUGGCCACGCCCACUCGAAUGCGCCGUACAGAUUAAAUGACCGUUACAGCGCAACCGCUGGGAAUUAAACUGGAAACUCUGGCUUUACAUACAGACUCACCUCUUUUUUAUGAUAACUACCAGUGAUAUCUGGUCAUCUUUGUUGUGUGUCAGGUACUGUUAAAAAGUUGAACACCUAUUUUCGACAUUGUUUCGUUUAUCUUACGGUGCUCAAGAAUUGAAGAAACUCCAUAAUUUCUUGUUUCUACAAGAUGCUGAUGGGGAAAAAUGGCUUUGUUGAGGAAAAUCAACCGUGGUCUCCUCAUUCUGCUCAUUCUGGUGGCUUUUGCUCUCCUCUACAAAAAGACCAGACUACAGACACUGGCCAAGCAUUCAGUGCUAACCAAAGAUGCGACCAAAACAGGUGUGGAAGACGAGAAAGAGACGGAUGCUGACAUCCCUGUGGUCAUCUGUGCUUCAGAGGAGCGUAUUGGUGCUGCAAUGGCAACCAUCAACAGUGUCUACAGCAACAGUCGUGCGAGCAUUUUCUUCUAUAUAGUUACCCUUCGAGAUGCCAUCAGCAAGAUAAGGGAAUACAUAGAGAAGACCAAGCUAAGAAAAAUCAAAUACAAGAUCCUGGAGUUCAAUCCGAUGGUAUUGAAGGGAAAAGUCAAUCCGGACUCGUCUAGACCAGAACUGCUGCACCCUCUUAACUUUGUGAGGUUCUACUUACCGCUUCUCGCCAUUGAAAAUCACGGGCGGAUCAUUUACCUGGAUGAUGAUGUCAUAGUGCAAGGAGAUAUACAGGAACUGUAUAACAUAAAGCUGAAAGCGGGACAUGCUGCUGCGUUCGCCUCAGACUGUGAUCUGCCCCCCACACAUGAGAUGGUGCGCAGCGUAGGGAUGCAGACAACCUAUAUGGGCUUUCUGGACUACCGCAAAGAGGAAGUCAGAGAGUUAGGCAUCAACCCCAGCGACUGCUCCUUUAAUCCAGGUGUUUUUGUAGCAGACCUUGGUGAAUGGAAAAAGCAAAAAAUAACUAAACAGCUGGAGAAAUGGAUGGCUAAGAAUGUCAGGGAGAAUCUGUACAGCAGUGCUAUGGCAGGCGGUGUGGCCACCCCUCCAAUGCUGAUCGUCUUUCAUGAUAUAUACACAACUAUUGAUCCACUGUGGCACGUCAGACACCUGGGAUGGAGUCCUGAUACCCGUUAUCCCAAAUCCUUUCUCAAAGAUGCACGCUUACUGCACUGGAACGGACGUUUUAAGCCCUGGAACUACCCCUGUGUCCAUCUGGACCUCUGGGAAAAAUGGUUUAUCCCAGACCCCACAGGAAAAUUCACCUUGCAGGAAGUGACAGGUUGCACCAUCACCGCAAUUUUAAAGGUGCCAAGUUACAAUUAUUUUUAUAGCACUUUAUAUAAUGCAAAUGUGUCAAAGCAACGUAACAUUGAUAAAGAGGAAGCCAGAUACAAUUUAGAUUCUGCUGUAAAGCAGCUAUACAACAGUAUCAUUAUUUGAUACCCAUAGUAUCACUAAAAAUUUGCAUAUGCACACAUGUAUUUAAAGACUUGUUUAGAAG
Labeo rohita (rohu) is the source of this 1709-nucleotide messenger RNA. RefSeq names its product glycosyltransferase 8 domain containing 2 (gene glt8d2). Gene Ontology annotation, molecular function: glycosyltransferase activity. Bases 419 to 1648 code for a protein of 409 amino acids. The transcript has 12 exons. Lineage: Eukaryota; Metazoa; Chordata; Actinopteri; Cypriniformes; Cyprinidae. The record is from RefSeq and is a predicted model, not a curated record. Gene Ontology annotation, cellular component: Golgi apparatus.